UUUUUUUUUUUUUUUUUUUUUCUAUCGCGGGACCUUAAGAUCCCUUGGCUCCAAUUCUCUUCUGUUUCAAAUGCCUUGUUUGAUCUGUUCGGCGGACCCUAUUUACGCUCUUGGUUGUCCGCCAUGAGGUAGUUGCUCUCUUACGUCCCUCGCUCUGACACAUUUCGCCUUCGAUUUGCUUCCCUAUUUUUGGCCUUUUGUCUCACCGGUCUUGAUCGCCCCCCCAGAUUUCCUCCCUCUUCGGAACCUCGUCUGUCUCCGCUUCCGGGUCAACCACCACUUCCCUCUCCAGUCGCCCUCUAUCCCUCUAGCUUUCCCCAACCCCGUCGAAUCGAGCACCCCGAUACAAUGGUUCGCAAUAUUGUCGUCAUUGGGGGUUCCUCCCACCCGGGCUUAACCGAGUCGAUAUGCAAUGUGCUGGGUAUUCCACAAGCGGAUGUGCUGCUUUCAAAAUUUGCUGUGGGCGAAACUCGGGUGGAAGUCAAGGAGUCCGUUCGUGGAAAGGAUGUAUAUAUCAUCCAGUCCGGGUGUGGAAAGGUCAAUGAUCUCCUCUUGGAGCUUCUCAUCACCAUUUCUGCCUGCAAGACCGCCUCCGCCAGACGAGUGACUGCUGUCCUGCCCUUGUUCCCAUACUCUCGCCAAAGCGAUAUCCCUUACAACAAAACUGGAGCUCCUCUUGCCAAGGCACAAGUUCCCACGAACGAUAAGGCUGAUGCUAGCAAUGCCUACACCUUCGAGAGUACCCCGCCAACCCCGCACCCUGCGAAGCCCGAGAGUGUCAGUGUCCUGAACAGCGUCGACAAUUUGCAGAAGGGCCUCGCAAAGGCUCAAAUAGAUGAUGCAAUCAAUGGCAGUCCGGUGAAGAAGCGUCCUGCGAAUGGACUUCCCCGCAGCAACACUAUUGAAUCGGCCAAGUCAGAUGAGGGAAGCGCUUCGUCGAAAAUCAACGGUUUCCAACCUCGUCCCGGCUACAAGCAGUGGCUGGCUCGCGCAGGUACUUUGGUUGCCGACUUACUCACCUGCGCCGGUGCAGACCACAUCAUCACUAUGGACCUGCACGACCCUCAAUACCAGGGAUUCUUUGACAUCCCUGUUGACAACUUGUAUGGGAGGCCGCUCCUCAAGAGCUAUAUCGCUCAGAACAUCCCCAACUACAAGAACGCUGUCGUUGUCAGCCCCGACGCAGGUGGUGCUAAGCGAGCAACUGCAAUUGCAGACUCCAUGGGCAUCGACUUUGCUCUAAUUCACAAGGAACGACGCCCAACAAAAAUCACGGAUCGCCAGAAUGCGACCAUGAUGUUGGUUGGCGACGUACGAGACCGGACAGCCAUUCUGGUCGACGAUCUUGCGGAUACCUCGAAUACCAUCACCAGAGCCGCCAAACUUUUGAAGAAAGAGGGCGCAUCUCAGGUCUAUGCAUUGGUCACCCAUGGAAUCCUCUCUGGCGAUGCCAUUGAGCGCAUCAACGCGAGUGCCCUGGACAAGGUGGUUGUAACCAACAGCGUUGACCAGACUGAGCACUUGCGCCACUGCCCCAAACUGGAGGUUUUGGAGGUUGGCCACGUCUUUGCAGAGGCCAUCCGUCGUGUCCACCACGGUGAGAGUAUCAGCGUUCUUUUCCAGUAUGACUAAUGGAAAUGUCUAUAUGAGUGCAAUUUCUCACGUUUUACUUGAAAAAUGACAUUUUGAAACGAAC
Molecule: messenger RNA, 1696 nt
Organism: Aspergillus wentii DTO 134E9
Lineage: Eukaryota; Fungi; Ascomycota; Eurotiomycetes; Eurotiales; Aspergillaceae
Product: ribose phosphate diphosphokinase subunit PRS5
Exons: 3
Coding region: 349-1632 (427 amino acids)
Biological process (GO): 5-phosphoribose 1-diphosphate biosynthetic process; purine nucleotide biosynthetic process
Cellular component (GO): ribose phosphate diphosphokinase complex; cytoplasm
Molecular function (GO): ribose phosphate diphosphokinase activity; magnesium ion binding
Source: RefSeq, a predicted model, not a curated record